This is a messenger RNA of Lates calcarifer (barramundi perch), 4152 nucleotides long. It is a transcript of the gene fscn1a, whose product is annotated as fascin actin-bundling protein 1a. Gene Ontology annotation, biological process: cell migration; establishment or maintenance of cell polarity; actin filament bundle assembly. Gene Ontology annotation, molecular function: actin filament binding; protein-macromolecule adaptor activity. The record is from RefSeq and is a predicted model, not a curated record. Gene Ontology annotation, cellular component: cytoplasm; microvillus; filopodium. Bases 233 to 1729 code for a protein of 498 amino acids. The transcript has 5 exons. NCBI's taxonomy places the organism in Eukaryota, Metazoa, Chordata, Actinopteri, Centropomidae.
UGUGGCGGCGGGCUCGCGCUGCUGAGACAGGCAGAGAACUGAGGACCGGCGGCGCGCGCUCACAGACUCACACUCAGCCACACACACAUACACACUCCCCAAACAAAGAGAAGCACGCGAGGCAGCACAGCAUCCCACCCUUUCAGCCGCGAGCUUGCAGAACCGCCCCCCCCCUAAAAUCCCUCUUAUACAGAACCGGUCCGGUCCGAGGCUCGAGCGCACAGAACCGACGAUGACAACUAACGGCGCGACUAACGGAACCAGCGACAUGCUGCAGAUCCAGUUCGGUCUGAUCAACUGCGGGAACAAAUACCUGACGGCGGAGACCUUCGGCUUCAAAAUCAACGCAUCCGCCACGAGCAUGAAGAAGAAGCAGAUCUGGACUCUGGAGCAGAGCGGCGACGACUCCAGCGGGAACGUGUUCCACCUCAAGUCACAUCUGGGCCGGUACAUCGCCGCCGACAAGGACGGGAACGUUACCGGAGACAGCGAGACCCCGGGUCCCGAGUGCCGGUUCAUCAUCACCGCCCAUGAUGACGGCCGCUGGUCCCUGCAGUCCGAACCGCACGGGCGCUACCUGGGCGGCACCGAGGACCGGAUCAUCUGCUUCGCCCAGACCGCCUCGGUGGCGGAGAAAUGGAGCGUGCACAUCGCCAUGCACCCUCAGGUGAACAUCUUCAGCCUGACGCGCAAGCGGUACGCGCACCUGAGCACCAAGGUGGACGAGAUUGCCAUUGACCGGGACGUCCCGUGGGGGGUGGACUCCAUGAUCACGCUGGUGUUCCGCGAGCAGCGCUACCACCUGCAGACCUCCGACAACCGCUUCCUGAGGAACGACGGCGCGCUGGUCGCCACCACGGACAAGAACACGGGCUACACGCUGGAGUUCCGCUCCGGCAAGGUGGCCUUCAGGGACUGUAGCGGCAGGUACCUCGCGCCCUCCGGGCCCUCCGGUACCAUGAAGUCCGGCAAGAGCGCGCGCGUGGGCAAGGACGAGCUGUUCGUGCUGGAGCAGAGCCACCCGCAGGUCGUGCUCACCGCUGCCAACGAGAGGAACGUCUCCACCCGGCAAGGCAUGGACCUUUCAGCCAAUCAGGAUGAGGAAGGCGACCAGGAGGUGUUCCAGGUGGAGAUUUGCCGUGAAAACAGGAAGUGUGCGUUCCGGACCGCUGCUGGGAAAUACUGGACCCUCACCGCUAAUGGCGGCCUGCAAUGCACCGCCUCCACCAAGUCAGCUAAUUGCUACUUCGACAUUGAGUGGCGUGGGAAGAGGCUGACUCUCCGGGCCGCUAAUGGGAAAUAUGUUGCCGCCAAGAAAAACGGCCAGCUAGCAGCCACCAUCGACUCUGCAGGUGAGACCGAGGAGUUCCUCAUGAAGCUGAUCAACCGCCCGAUCAUCGUGCUGCGUGGGGAGCACGGCUUCAUCGGCUGCAGGAAGGUGACAGGGACGCUGGACUCCAACCGCUCCUCCUACGACUACUUCACUCUGGAGUUCAGAGACGGAGCCUACAGCCUGCAAGACUCGACGGGUAAAUACUGGAUGGUUGGGAACGAGCAGUCGGUGGUGAGCAGCAGCGACACGCCCGUCGACUUCCUCUUCGAGUUCUGCGACUACAACAAGCUGGCCAUCCGCCAUGCCGCCGACAACAAGUACCUCCGCGGGGACCAUGCCGGCGUGCUGAAGGCCAACGCCGACGACCUGGAGACCGCCACGCUCUGGGAGUACUGAGGGAAGCAAGAGGGGAAGAUACCACGGCAACGGGGACGUGCCCGCCCGCUGCCACGAUGCUGAUGAAUGAUUGAAGUGCAGUGAUGUGGCACCACCCGUCCAUACAUCUACCUAUCCACCACCUCCCCUCCCUUUCCCUUCCAUUCCUUAUAUUAUAUCCUCUACUUAUGACUUUAUUUGUUGAUAAACUGCACAGAGAGAACAGGAAGGAUAGAAGAAGGAGGAAGGGAGACACUACUCUCUCGCUCGCUUUCCUGCCACCCUUUCCUUCCUUUUAUCCUUCCUUUCUCCCUUUCCCAGCUCUGCUCUGCAGUGUCGACCUUUAUCUGUUGCCAUAGUUACCGUGGGGCUGUGCACUUUUUCUGCUCCGAUCUGGUUCGCUGCUCGACCUGUCACUCACUCCCUCCUCUCGCCUUACGAUUGGGCCGUCCCUCUCCCAGAGCAGAGCAGAGCCACCUUUAAAGAGCCCCCUCCUCUCUUGAGUUAACCCCCACACCCCCACCCUCGUCUUUCUACCUGUCUCUAUUGUCUGUGUGAGCAGCGCAUGGUGGCAGUAUUUAUGGUGUCUGACCCGGUCUGGUAGAGCCGUUUUCUGCCUGAUCCAAUCUCCCCAAAACACAGACUCAGUCCUGGGUUACAUCCAGCUGCUUCCUGUUAGCUGGAUAUGACAGAUAGAGACAGUGCGUGUGUGUUUUGUACAGAUUGGUUCACGUGGAAACUGAUUUUCAGCUUCUCUCAGACCAGGCAGAGUAUGUUUGUUUUCAUGAGCAGGCCUCGUUGCCUCUAUGUGACGACUAUGUGAUAUAACUGGAGCAGAUCUUAAGAUGAUAAAGAUAUCAAACAUGAUGUAACUGACGGGUUUAACAACUCCCCCCCCCCACCCCCACUUCAUCUCAACUGUAAAAUAUUGAAAUGUAUACCAGUUUCCUGUGUUGUUCUCUAGCUGUGUUCUCUUCGGUUGGCGGGGGGUCCGAUCUCCUGGACCCAAACAGGAUGUAGGAAGUUAAAACACUUAUCCUCCUUGUUCCCCACCUCCACAAGCUAAACCUAUUGUCCCGAGAACAGUAUAAAGAAAAUUUAGAAAAUAAAAUGGUGCGGUCACUUAUGUUUACUGCACUUACAUGUCUUACUGGAAAAAAAAAAAACACUUGCUGACACAGUUGGAUUCAUUUCUUUUUCUAUGUCCAAGGCACAGACAUUAUCAUGGGUAGGAGUACAGUAGGUAGCCAUAGCAACUGGAGUUAAAUGAUUUAUAGACCCUUUUUGAAAGCUGCUUUUUGAAUCCCGCAACCAAACUUAAACCUCAGCCUUUAUCUAGACCAAAUCCUUUGAUACUGGAUUAACAAACUCUCAUCUCACACACAACCAAACAAAACUGGAACCUGGUGCUACUAACUAACUCAUAACAUGAUAAGAAAUGUUACCGUCCUGUCAUCUCGCACACUGUCUGGCCUGACAGAUAGUGAUCUCUGCUGCGUCUCUGACCCUGCACUCGAGAGCCUUGCCAUGUAACCGAAAUGGCUGUGAGCGCGUCCUCAGUAGCCUAAAUCUGCUUUUUUUCCUUUGGUUUAAGUUUCUGUCUGAACUUUGAGCAAGUGUCACGACAGCCUUCACAACAAGAUGUGACCAAAUUUUAUGUUCUUCAAUUGUUUUUGUUGGAUGUUUUAUGUUCCUGACUCGUCAGUGCAGGUGGGGAAGGGAUGAGUUUAAAAAAACAAAAGGAAGCAGACUUUGAAUUUGUCGUCUAUUUAACUGAAAUGUCUGUUAUGCAGUCGUGUAGCACAUUGCACCCACAGGCCCUGCCCUCUUCUUUGAUUCUCUACCCUUCGGCAGCCUGCUUUCUCCAUAACGCAUUAAGCAGCAAUGGGUUUUGUCUGAUUUUUACAAUACAGCAAAGAUUACCUUGGCACACAGCCCUGAAUUAUUGGGCUCUUCCACUCAUCAUCACCGCCGUAAAGCAUUCCUCUGUGGAAAUCUGUACGGAAAACCAAUCAUUGUAGCCCCAUGAAAUGAUACAUGAUUGUAGCCGGCUCUAAACCAAGUCCGUCCACUUUCCUUUCUCAAGUUUUGACCAUUUUUGCAUGAAGGGCUGAGAAUCUCAAGCGAAUAAAAGGAGUGGUUAUCCUCUGAGAAACCAGCGUCUCCAAGGUAACCAAGACCAAGGCUUAGACAAACGGAUGUGGAAGGGUAAACAUGUGGUAAUGACUGUGCCUUACUCUUGAGUUUUUGGGCAGUAGGAAAAAAAAAAAAAGAUUUAAAAAAGGAAAAAAAAGAAUUAAAGUCCACAUCUUUGCUUUGUAUAACUGGAACUUCCUUUUGUAUUAUUAUUUUGUAUAAUUUUUUCAAUAUUGUGGAUUAAUCUCUCUCGUGCCAUUGGUUCACCUGAAAUCCAACGACCAAUAAAACUGGGAUUUGGAACGCUA